AGCGCGGCGCUGCCGGCAGCAUGGGCAGCUGGCUGGUGAACCACGGGUUUUCGGCCGCCGUGAUCGCCGCCUGGCUGGGCAUCAAUGUCUUCCUCUUCACGUACUAUUUUCUGUUCUUCGACCGCGACGAGCGGUACUUCUACACCAGGGAGAUCCUCGGGUCCGCCUUGGCGUGGGCCCGGGCAUCCGCCAAGUGCCUGAACUUCAACAGCAUGUUGAUCCUGCUGCCCGUGUGCCGCAACCUGCUCUCCUUCCUGCGGGGGACCUGCUCCUGCUGCAGGCGCACACUGAGGAAGCAGCUCGACCACAACCUCACCUUCCACAAGCUGGUGGCCUACAUGCUGGCCCUGUUCACAGCCGUGCACACCAUCGCCCACCUCUUCAACCUGGAGCGCUACAACCGCAGCCAGCAAGCCACCGACGGCAGCCUCGCCGCCGUCGUCUCCAAGCUGCACCUGCAGGGCAGCAAGUGGCUGAACCCCAUCCACUCCAACAGCACGACCCCCGAGUACGUGGCCUUCACCACCAUCCCAGGGCUGACGGGGGUCAUCAUCACGCUGGCGCUCAUCCUCAUGGUCACGUCCUCCACCGAGUUCAUCCGCAGGAACUACUUCGAGGUCUUCUGGUACACUCACCACCUCUUCAUCAUCUACUUCGCCGGCCUCGUCAUCCACGGCAUCGCCGGCCUGGUGCGCGGGCAGACGGAGGAGAGCAUGGAGGAGGCGCACCCCCGGCACUGCGCGAAGUACCUCACGGACAAGGACUGCGGGCACCACUGCUGCAAAGAGCCCGAGUUCGGGAGCAUCCCCGCAGAGUCGUGGAAGUGGGUUCUGGCCCCGGUCCUCCUCUACAUCUUUGAGCGGAUCCUUCGGGUCUGGCGUGCGCGGCAGAAGGUGGUUGUUACCAAGGUGGUCAUGCACCCCUCCAGAGUGCUGGAGCUGCAGAUGCAGAAGAAGGGCUUCCACAUGGAGGUGGGGCAGUACAUCUUUGUCAACUGCCCCACUGUCUCCCUCCUGGAGUGGCACCCCUUCACCCUCACCUCAGCGCCUGAAGAGGACUUCUUCUCCAUCCACAUCCGGGCAGCUGGGGACUGGACGGAGAGUGUCAUUGACACCUUCCAGCAGCAGAAGCCAGAGAUGCCCAGGAUUGAGGUGGAUGGCCCUUUCGGCACCGCCAGUGAAGACGUGUUCCAGUAUGAGGUGGCCAUGCUGAUUGGAGCGGGCAUCGGGGUCACCCCCUUUGCCUCCAUCCUGAAGUCCAUCUGGUACAAGUUCCAGCAGGCUGACCAGGCCCUCAAGACCAAGAAGAUCUACUUCUACUGGCUCUGCCGGGACACAGGGGCCUUUGCUUGGUUCAACGACCUGCUUGCCUCGCUGGAACAGAAGAUGGCCGAGUCUGGCAAGGCAGACUUUCUCACCUACCGGCUCUUCCUCACCGGCUGGGACACCAGCAUUGCCAACCAUGCAGCGCUCAACUUUGACACUGCUACAGACACGGUGACCGGCCUGAGGCACAAAACCAUCUUUGGGCGGCCCAUGUGGAACACUGAGUUUGCGGCGGUGGCCACUGCCCACCCCAGGUCAGUGGUUGGUGUGUUCCUGUGUGGGCCGGAGGCCUUAGCAAAGAGCUUGCAGAAGUCUUGUCACCAGCACUCCAGCCUGGACCCCAGGAAGGUCCAAUUCUACUUCAACAAGGAAAACUUCUAAGCGGGAUCCAUGCUGUGACCAUGGCUUGCAGAGGACAACCAGCCAGUCUUUGCAUCCCCUUUCAGACUGAGUCAGCCUGGCCAGGGCUAAGCACCAGCUGAAGAGCACUUCAUCAAACCCAGGCAAGACAUAGCAAGGCAUUCCCUCUCCAUGAGAAACCAUAGGUUCAAACACUGCUGCCUUCUUAACCCAGUCUACAAAGAGUUCUUGUGAGGGGAAGGGGCCCAGAGCUCAGCACAGUCCUCCGUGAACAGAAUCGGGGCAAGCGUCAUGAUGCUGCAUUAUUGGAGCAGUACGAAGGCUUGGAUCAGCUUUAACCAGCUGGAGCGCUCAGCAGGGUGGGCAGAACUGCGGGACAGUGGGAUGGGACGGGACGGGAGCUCGGCCUGCUGAGCGGUCACCAGGGGCCAAACACGCCCCUCGUUGUGUUUAAACAGUUCUUCGUGUAAAAGGGUAAGUUAAACUUGCUGCCCUUUGCAAUAAAAGCCAAAGAUGGUGA
Messenger RNA from Dromaius novaehollandiae (emu), 2205 nucleotides. RefSeq names its product NADPH oxidase 1 (gene NOX1). Gene Ontology annotation, molecular function: superoxide-generating NAD(P)H oxidase activity. Gene Ontology annotation, cellular component: plasma membrane; NADPH oxidase complex. The coding region runs from base 21 to 1706 and encodes 561 amino acids. The transcript has 13 exons. The record is from RefSeq and is a predicted model, not a curated record. Lineage: Eukaryota; Metazoa; Chordata; Aves; Casuariiformes; Dromaiidae. Gene Ontology annotation, biological process: defense response; superoxide anion generation.